Molecule: messenger RNA, 1335 nt
Organism: Triticum turgidum subsp. durum (durum wheat)
Lineage: Eukaryota; Viridiplantae; Streptophyta; Magnoliopsida; Poales; Poaceae
Source: the annotation of a GenBank genome assembly
AUGCUAGGGAGCGAUGUGCUGGGUUCAGCCAGGACUGGCUCAGGGAAGACACUCGCUUUCCUUAUUCCGGCCAUCGAGCUGCUACACAAGGCGCGCUUCACGCCGAGGAAUGGUACCGGAGUUAUCGUGGUUUGUCCGACAAGGGAGCUCGCUAUGCAGACGCACAAUGUCGCCAAGGAGCUAAUGAAGCAUCACUCGCAAACUCUUGGAUAUGUGAUUGGUGGCACUAACAUGAGAAGCGAGGCCAACCAGCUCGUGGAAGGGAUCAAUCUGUUGGUCGCGACGCCGGGCAGGCUUUUGGACCAUCUGAGAAGUACCGGUGGUUUCAACUACAAAGGGCUACAAUGCCUUAUAAUCGAUGAAGCUGACCGCAUACUUGAGCAGAAUUUUGAGGAGGACAUGAAGCAAAUAUUCAAGCGCCUACCUCGGGACAGGCAAACUGUUCUCUUUUCUGCUACACAGACUAAAAGGGUUGAAGAUUUUGCGAAUCUUACGUUUGGGAAAAAUGAAGAAAGGCAACGAAAACUUGUUUAUGUUGGAGUUGAUGAUUCUGAAUUGAAGCCUACCGUUGAGGGCUUGCAGCAGGGCUACUGUGUCAUCCCAAGCGAGGAAAGGCUUCUGGUUCUGUAUGCUUUCCUAAGAAGGAUGCGGCUGAAGCAGAAGGUGAAGGUCAUGGUGUUCUUUUCAUCGUGUAGCUCUGUCAAAUUCCACGCAGAAUUGCUGAAUUUCCUUGGGAUAGAGUGUUAUGAUAUCCAUGGGCAACUGAAGCAGCAGAAACGCACUAGUACAUUCUUCCGAUUUUCCAAGGAGGAAAAGGGCAUCUUAUUAUGCACUAACGUGGCAGCACGCGGGCUUGAUAUUCCUGAUGUGGACUACAUUGUGCAAUUCGAUCCUCCAGAUGACCCAAAGGACUACAUUCACAGAGUCGGUCGUACUGCCCGAGGUGAUAAAGGCAAAGGACGUGCAUUGUUGUUCUUACUACCAGAAGAGAUGAAGUUGCUCAUUUACCUACGGGCGUCCAAUAUUUCUCUGACUGAACAUAAGUUCAAUGGAAAACAUGUGCCAAAACUGCAACCUCAACUUGAGAAGAUUGUUGCUGAGAAUUACUUCCUAAAGCAGUCGGCGAAGGAAGCCUACAGGUCCUACCUUUUGGCAUACAACUCACACUCUAUGAAGGACAUUUUUGGUGUCCAUCACCUUGAUCUCAAGAAAAGUAGUGCAUCGAAGCACCGAAAGAUGAGGAAAGUGGACGGUGGAAAGAGGCAUGGAAUUAGCCCUUCAAACCCCUAUGGAAGGAGAGGUGGCGAUGAUCGAAGGCAGUUUGUAAGAUUCUAG